Molecule: messenger RNA, 4411 nt
Organism: Monopterus albus (swamp eel)
Lineage: Eukaryota; Metazoa; Chordata; Actinopteri; Synbranchiformes; Synbranchidae
Gene: efnb3b
Product: ephrin-B3b
Exons: 5
Coding region: 1347-2372 (341 amino acids)
Biological process (GO): ephrin receptor signaling pathway; axon guidance
Cellular component (GO): plasma membrane
Molecular function (GO): ephrin receptor binding
Source: RefSeq, a predicted model, not a curated record
UCCAGAGGUUCGAGUCAGGGGGCCCCUGAAACUCAGAGAGGAGGAGGAGAGAGGAGGUCCUGAAAGGGACUCGAUACCGCCCCCCCCGAAAAAGCUUGGAAGAAUUGCGCUCCAUCAGUGCGCCUUGCCUGCCAGUCGGAGUAUGGGGAAUGUUUUCCCCAUUCAUCCACGUUCCCUUUUUCCCCUCCUCCUCCUCUCAAACAAGCCAGUCGGUCUGUCAAUGUGCUGCGAGCAUUAGAGCAAGUCAAACCAGUGGGAUUUUGAGGCAGCAAGACGAAUGCGAUAACGAAUGAAGCGCUUUCCUCUGGUCGAGAAGCGACGCGUCCAGCUCUCCAAAUGAUGCGCUACAUCAGAUAGAGGUCAAUCUCCAGCAGGAACUGAUGCCCACAGUUCGCUUCUUCUUCUUACUAUUUUUUAAUCACUUCAUAAGUUUAACGUUGGCCUUUGUGCGACGUUAGAGUGGAGGUGCUUUUCUAGCUCUUUGGUUUGUUUCUCUCAGUUUUCCUGCGUUAUUUCUUGAUUUUCUUUCUUGGAUUUAUAACCGAUUUGGAUUCUGGUUUCUUUUUUUAUUAUUUUCAACAAGUCUGUUGCUGAAGGAUUUGCGGAUUUACAACCCGUGUCUGUGCAUUUUACAAAAAAAGGAGAAUAAGGAUUGUAUUGCGCACGGACUGAGCCCACCGAGCAUCAAUAUGUGUUUAUGAGGAUGGAGCUGUGGACACGAGUGGCAUCGUUUUCAUUUUAAACGCUUUACCUCCAUAGUUUUGGUCUGAUAUCGGCUGUUUCCUUCUAACAGUGACAUUUUCUUUAUGGUCCAGCCUGAUAUGUUGGGAAGCAGAUCUUAUUGCGAGAAAACAAGGUAAUGGGAGAGAAAUCACACACAGUCGGCUCAGAGAACAAGGGAACAUUGUUCGGUAAAAGACAAUUAGGGCGCACUGAAAGGCAACAUUAAUAGCUUUUGGGUGGCGAUAAAUUUUGUGAAAAUUCGAUUUAGUGGAGUUAUAUGCGAGCAGAGGAGCACUGCUCUGGAAAAAGGACUACCUAAUUGGAAAGUCAUGGGAUUGGCAGAUAAAUAGUUCGAUCGUGGACGCGCAGAAAAACCGUCGGUUUUGGAGAUCCUUACGCACGGAUUGAACAAGUUUCUCCUGCGCAUUUCACUGUGUUGUUUUUUUUUGCUUGAGCCAGUAUACAUUCGAUGAAUUUUGGAUCCAUGAGGUUGAACACAGCGGGCUUUCACUUCACACUUUGACUGUCUACCUAGAGCCUGAUCGGCUGUGGUCUCCCCUUCAUUGUUUUAAGACUCCUUGCAACAGAAUUGAACACAGAAAAUAUUGUCAAUAAAAUAAAAAAUGGGGCUACAUAUGCUAGGUGUUAGGGUUGAAAUGGCGUGUCGAGGAAGUGAAAACGGAUUGUGGAUCCUGCUGGUAUUCUUACUGGAUUUACUGGGGACAACAGCCAGCAAUAUGGAGCCCAUCUACUGGAAUUCCCUGAACGAAAGGUUCAGGGACGACAAGGGUUAUGUUCUGUACCCUCAGAUCGGGGACCGGCUGGACCUCAUCUGCCCUCCGCUGGACACCGCCCGGUCCACACCAGAGUACGAGUUCUACAAGCUCUAUCUUGUGUCGGCGCGGGAACAGGCAGACCGCUGCGAGGUGACUGGGCCCCCCAACAUCGUGCUCACCUGUGAUGAGCCCACACGUGAACGGCGCUUCACCAUCAAGUUCCAGGAGUUCUCGCCCAACCUCUGGGGCCACGAGUUCAAGAGUAUGCAUGACUACUACAUCAUUGCUACGUCAGACGGGACCCGCCAAGGCCUGGAUAGCAUGAGAGGUGGGGUGUGCGCCACGCAAGGCAUGAAGGUGGUUCUGAAAGUGGGACAGAGCCCAUAUGGGCUGCCUCCGAAGAAGGAGCCAGCGGGACGCACCACCAGCAGAAAUCCAGGCGGCACAGGGAACUCCACCCAGUCUCGAGGACCCAACAGCUUUGGGGGCGAGGGCGGUGGCGAGAACGGGCCCCUUCAACCCUCCAACAUUGCCCUCAUUGCUGGUGCUGCGGGAGGCUCCGCCUUCCUCCUGCUGGUAACUGCUGUGAUUUGUGUCGUGUGUUACCGACGGCGGCACGCCAAGCACUCGGACACUCACCACCCUCCGCUGUCGCUGUCCUCACUCACCAGCCCAAAGCGGGGCGGGGGUGGGGGCAUGACCAGCUCCAACAACAAUGGUUCCGAGCCCAGUGACAUCAUCAUUCCCUUGCGGACGUCAGACUCAGCCUACUGCCCGCACUACGAGAAGGUGAGCGGGGACUACGGACACCCCGUCUACAUUGUCCAGGAGAUGCCGCCUCAGAGCCCAGCCAACAUCUACUACAAAGUAUGAGAUGGCCGCUGAUCCAGCCAACUGGACACGCCCACCUCCCUUCACCCACUGCCAAUCAUUCCCUGCUCCAAAUAAAGCCACAGCAAAGCUUGUCAUCACAGCUCCAAACCUGGACCCCUUCGGUACUACCACUAUUGUCCCUUGGACCCUACUCGCCCCCUGUGAGCCCCCACCCCCAGCCGCAGUUGUUCCUAGCUGAAUAAACCACCCCACCCUACUCUCACACAACUGGGCUAUUAAGUGUGUGUUAAGGGCAUAACGGUGCAUAGCCCUUCUUAACAAGGCCCUCACAAAUGGGCUAGAGCCUCUGAGUGCCCUUUUCUUAUUAACUCGGAGCUAAAUGAGCUCCACCCGUGCUGAAUUGAAUAAGUCAUCCCCAUAAUGCAGGUGUCUACACACUGUUUAUCUAGGAGUAUGGACCUGGCAUUGGGACAUGAUAUUUUAAAAAAGAAAAGAGAAAGAAAAGAACUACAACUUUAAAAAGAACACUACACCCCUGAACCCACUUAGCGCCAGAGAACUCUGACACCCAGAGGCUGUACCUGCCCAGCCCACCGCACUGCCCCUCAGAGCUCCAUCGGCCAACCAGAGACCAGCACCUGCCACUAACUCACCAAUAAGAUCCUAGGUUGUUUUUGUCUGUUCCUUCUGAGAAAACGGGGGCCAAUCGGAAAGCCCGGGCAACAGUCACAUGACCAGGCCCAGGACCAGGCCCCGAUCUGACAAAUCGGUGACACUCAGAAUCUUGUAUAUUUUAAUAAUGUGUGUGUGUGUGUGUGUGUGUGUGUGUGAGUGACUGUGAGUGUGCAUAUGACUUGGAUAAUAAUUAUGGCGCUGCUGCUCCACAUUAGACGUGUGUGUGCAGUUAGUGAGCUUCAGUACAGCAAGUGUGCAUAUGCGUGUAUGAGAUUUAGUUUGUGUAUGCGUGUGUACGCUUUGUGUGUGAGUGACUGUGUACGUGUGUUCUUUAGACUUGUCUUAAAUACCAAAACACAAAAUAGUGAGCGAAUAUCAAAAAAAGAGAUUUUUUUUAUCGCUAUCAACACUUAUAGAUUAUAUAUAUGAAUAUCCAGUAAAUAAUUUUUAGAUGUUUUUUCUUCUGUUUUCUAUUCUUUAUUUUUACCCACUCUUUUAAACUACACUUUUGUUGCUAGACAUUUUUUUUAAUCUGCUGUUGUUGUUUUUCACAGCUUAGAACGACCUUGUUUCCUUUUCCUUUUGUGCUGUAUAUUAAUUUAAUCCCUCUUUUAAUUUUCCCAGCGAUCAGAGGUUCUCUCUUCCCUCUCUCAUUCACUCCCUCCAUUCCUCCUCUUUCCCCCUCCCCUCUAGGGUCUCUGAAUUCUGUGUAUAUUUUUAUAGCUCAUUGUACUAUGUUGUAGUUUUGAAGUUUAGACCUCGUUUGUGGAAGUGUUGAGGUAGAACCAUCUAUGAAAGUUUUUUUUUUUUCAAUCACUUUUUUGAAACGCAAAAGUGAAAAGAAGUGAGAGGCAGUGAUUGUGGGGAAACGGGGGCUGAGAUGAAAAAAGAAUAAAAGAAAAGGAAUAGGGCAAGAGAGAGAGAGAGAGAGUGCUGUCUGGGGAGGAGGAAUAAAGCAGCGUCUGAAUGCAGAACUUAAAAAAAAAAGGGAGCGAGGGAGAUGAGGAAAGAAAAGCUGUGAAGGAAUUGCACACUAGAGAAAAAGAAGCUGAAGGGAAGGGAGGAUGGGAGCAGCAGGAGUGAGAGAUGAAGGAGCCCAAGGAAGGAAGGAAGGAUGGAGAGAGCAGAUGAAAGAGUGGCUGGCGACGGAGAGAAACCUUUUCUUUAAACAGAGGGUCUGAGCCUCCUGAACGGAAGCAAUGGACCAACAGCAAAAACUGAUUUCAGAGGAGCUGAACUCUAACCGUGCAAAGGACAGAUCUCAUCACACACACACACACACACCCCUACUGUGACUCUGUCACACUUUACGUUAAAGUGAGGCAGCACAUUUCAGACUUGCUCCUCUUUCCCGCCAAAAUUUGUGUUGAAGUUUGUAUCACACACAUGCUCUCUCGUUUAUU